This is a messenger RNA of Brassicogethes aeneus, 1851 nucleotides long. The record is from the annotation of a GenBank genome assembly. NCBI's taxonomy places the organism in Eukaryota, Metazoa, Arthropoda, Insecta, Coleoptera, Nitidulidae.
UUCAACUAAAUAAAAAGAAUAAUUUGAUGUAAAACGUCAAAAAACAUACAGGGAUUUUAAAGAACCCUUCAAAAAUGAAAGUAUAAAUCGAACACAAAAACAUCAAGCUCAUUUCACCUACCUAUACAGAGAAUGGUACAACCAAAUAAAUCUUCAAGAAAGUUCCUGACAGAGGGCAUUUACAGAACCAACCAUGAAUUCAGAAGGGAUAUUGCGGAACCCCAAGCAGCACCAAGAAGAUCAUCAAAAAAUACCAUCGCAGAAAAUUGUACACAAACCAGCAAAACAAUCAUACAGCUAGCAAAGUUAGAAAUGAACGAUAUGACACCGGAUAGUUUAAGUCCUAAAAGUGAUAACACUGGAAAAGAAAGUCCAAAAGCGAGUCCAAAACCAUAUGUAGAAGAUAUUUAUUUGCCGUAUAACCGGAAGAACUACGUGGUGGAUUACAUAAACAGCCAGAAGCUUGAAAGAAUACCUCCCACAAGAUUGGAGGAAGGUAGAUCUCUCACAGAGGUUUUUCUGGACAAACAUAAGGGCGAUGCGAUUUCACAAAGUCCUUCGCACCAUAGAAAGUCCUUAUUCCUGCAACAAUCCUCACCGCUGAAGAAAGCAAUGAACAGCCCCAUCUUCAAGAGCCAAUCGUUUGCGGAAGACCUGACGUAUCCAGUACCGGCAAAAGAGAAAAAAGUACGUAGCACCAGAUUCACAAUACGCAACAUUAAAGAUAACGUGCCACUGACAACCAUAGCGGCCCCCCCAAUGUUUUUCUGUGCUGCCACUUCAAGUCUAAAGCUCCCUGAAGAUGAGGAAGUUAUGAAGUCUGUUGAGGAAGUUCAAAGGGAACAUUCCUCGUUCAUGUCGCCGACUAUUUCGAGCGAGAAUAAAAAUAUUCUUCCUAAGAUACAGAACACGCAAAAUGCUUUUGAUAAGUUACGGAGAGGAAAUUCUUUUUCGCCACAGAAAGAAAUGAAUAAACAUGAGAAAGAUGUCAAAAGCGUUUCUUGUAGGGAAAAUAUUCAUGAUGAUCAGUUUUGCGAACAUCAUUCUUAUCCUUUAAAUGAUGUUGAUAGUGAUACAAACUGCUUUACCGAUGUUAAUGCUUUUUCUACCAAAGAUGCGGCUUUCACUCAGGCUAUCAAUAAAUUGAGGGUUUCGGAUUGGAACAUCUCGUUGCGUGGUCUAUUGGAUAUUGUGGAAUUAUGCAAAAAUAAGGAAAAAGAUAUCUACCCUCAUAUGACAUCAAUCAACCAAAGACUGAUAGAACUGCUGAGAAGUCCCAGGUCACAUGUUUGCAGAACUGCUUGUCAAGCUGCUGGUCAUUUAUUCGAAUAUAUCAAAGAUACUAGGCGACCUGAAUUCGACGAGAUAGUUGACAACCUUCUAUGCAGAACAGCAGAUUCGAAUAAAUUUAUUCGGCAAGACGCAAAUUUGGCUCUGGACUGUAUGGUUACUUACAUCCCACCUCUGCACUCUGUAAGGGCUAUGUGCAUGAAGGGGCCCUACCACAAAAAUCACCUGGUGAGACUCGCCGUUGCCAGACUCCUCGUGUGCGUUGUUGUCAUAUCUGGUAGCGAUAAAAUUGUGGGUAGUUCGAGUACAGAUGGGACUAGGAAAAGGAUUUUUAUCAGUAUGGCCAGGUUUUUAAAUGACAUCAAUCUCGAGACAAGGAAAAUGGGGGAAAGGUUGUACAAACUGCUCAGUAAAGAACACAUGUUCGAAAUUCUGCUAAAAAAACACCUGGAAAAAGAAGACAUAACAUUAUUAAAGAAAAAUUUAAAAACAGUAGGGAGGCUCAACUAAACUAAAUAGGUAUACGUUAAAAUGUAGGUAUUUAUUGUAAAAAUAAAAAAC